AUGGCGUUGGCUUUUGAUAGUUCUGACGGAGAUUACUGGAAGGAAAAAGUAAUAUCUGGCGGAGAUACAGAGAAAGGAGACGUUGACUAUGAUGAUGAACUGGAGUUGAAUCAGUUCGACGGGCUUCCCUACUCGUCUAGGUAUUACAAAUUGCUACGAGAAAGAAAAACUCUCCCGGUUUGGGGUGCCAGAUGCGAUUUCGUGAACACUUUGGUCAGCAGCCAGAUUAUCAUUGUCAGCGGCACUGCAGAAACUGGACGAAGUACUCAGAUCCCACAGUGGUGUGCCGAGUUUUGCCUGUCAGUGCAGUAUCAGAAUGGCAUGGUGGUGUGUACUCAGAUACAUCGACAAAACACUGUGGAGCUGGCCUUACGAGUGGCCGACGAGAUGGAUGUGAACAUAGGCCAUGAGGUGGGAUACAGCAUUCCACUGCAGACCUGCUGCUCCACUGACACUGUGCUGAGGUACUGCACUGAUGAUAUGUUACUUCGUGAGAUGAUGUCAGACCCACUGCUGGAGCAGUACGGUGUUGUGGUGAUUGAUCAGGCCCACGAACGCACAGUCAGCACCGACCUCCUGCUCGGCCUACUCAAAGACAUCCUACUCCAACGCCCCGAGCUCCGAUUGGUCAUCCUCACCGCACCCAGCUCCUCUGAUAGGCUACUGCAUCACUAUAGCGAUGUGCCUCUGCUCCGAUUGGAGGGGCCGCAGCCGUCUGAGGUGGUGUAUGACAGUGGGAAGGAGGGCAUUAAAGAUUACCUCUGCUCCACCCUUCGACUAGUGCUGGGAAUCCACCACACCCAAGAACCUGGUGAUGUUGUUGCAUUUCUGGCGACAGAGCAAGAGAUUGAGUGUGCUUAUGCCAUCCUGCGGAGGGAGGCUGCCUCUCUUGCCUCGUCUUUGGGUGAACUGGUGCCAGUCACUUUGUACCCAGAGAAGAAUGACAGUGUUCCGAUGCCUGCUGAAGAGGAAAACACUUGUAGGAGGGUCUUUCUCACCUGCAGCCCCAGUGAAGACCUGUUCUGGGCUGUCCGCAGUAUUCGCUUCGUCAUAGACGCUGGUGUCCAGAUGAGAUAUGUCUAUAACCCCAGAAUUAGAGCAAACUCCAUUGUCAUUCGCCCAAUAAGUAAGAGCCAAGCAGAGAGCCGCAAGCAGCUGAUUGGCCCAACAGGGAAGUGUUUUUGCCUGUAUCCAGAGGACACACCACUUCCUGCAGAAAGUGUCCCUCAUAUUUUGGAGUCUGACAUCACCUCCACCGUACUCUUCCUCAAGAGGAUGGAGAUCGCUGGCCUUGGUCACUGUGAUUUCGUUGACAGACCAGAUCCAGAGGGUCUAAUGCAGGCUUUAGAAGAGCUGGAUUACCUCGCUGCGCUGGAUGAUGACGGGAAUCUGUCGGAGAUUGGAAUUAUCAUGUCAGAAUUUCCCCUGGAGCCCCAGAUGGCCAAGACUUUGCUUGCUUCUUGCGAGUUUGAUUGUGUGAGUGAGGUGUUAAUCAUCGCUGCCAUGUUAACAGCGCCAAGCUGCUUUCUGACUCCACCUGUGGCUUUAGCCCAUGAAGCUCUGCAGUGUCACAGACAGUUCCAGCACGUGGACGGAGACCAUUUCACUCUCAUCAACAUCUAUAAUGCAUUCAAACAUGCAAAACAAUAUCUAUGCUGCAGUUUAGAGCAGUGGUGUGAAGAACGUUUUCUGAGUCUGCCUGCCCUGCAGACCGCCGAUGCUGUCCUCUCUGAGCUCACAGACACACUGAAACGCAUCGAACUGCCCAUCAGCCCCCCAGCCUUCGGCUCCAAAACCAACACAGCCAACAUCAAACGGGCACUGCUCGCCGGUUUCUUCAUGCAGGUGGCCAGAGAUGUGGAUGGGUCAGGUAAUUACUUUAUCCUGACACACAAACAUGUGGCCCAGAUUCACCCUCUGUCAGUAUAUGGUACAGAGGCACCAAAACAGAGCCUGCCUGAGUGGGUUAUAUACCACAAACACACACUGUCUGAGAACAACUGCGUCCGAAUUGUCUCCGAGAUCUCACCCUAUGAGUUCAUUCAAAUGGCCCCUCAGUAUUUCUUCUCCAAUCUGCCCCCUAGUGAGAGUAAGGGCAUAUUACAGCAAAUUAUAGAUCAUGGGUCAGCAGCACCCUGCAAAGGCAAAAAGAAACCACAGACGAUGGACAGCACUGCUACCGAGGAACCUUCAUACGAACGUUGUGUCAUACAGUAA
This is a messenger RNA of Chanos chanos (milkfish), 2217 nucleotides long. It is a transcript of the gene dhx32b, whose product is annotated as DEAH (Asp-Glu-Ala-His) box polypeptide 32b. Gene Ontology annotation, cellular component: intracellular anatomical structure; spliceosomal complex. Gene Ontology annotation, molecular function: helicase activity; RNA binding. NCBI's taxonomy places the organism in Eukaryota, Metazoa, Chordata, Actinopteri, Gonorynchiformes, Chanidae. The coding region runs from base 1 to 2217 and encodes 738 amino acids. The transcript is spliced from 11 exons. The record is from RefSeq and is a predicted model, not a curated record.